This is a messenger RNA of Chrysochloris asiatica (Cape golden mole), 665 nucleotides long. It is a transcript of the gene RERGL, whose product is annotated as RERG/RAS-like. Lineage: Eukaryota; Metazoa; Chordata; Mammalia; Afrosoricida; Chrysochloridae. Gene Ontology annotation, molecular function: GTPase activity; GTP binding. The coding region runs from base 51 to 665 and encodes 204 amino acids. The record is from RefSeq and is a predicted model, not a curated record. The transcript is spliced from 5 exons.
CAGCAUAGUUCCUGAAGACAGAGCUAACCAAGAAGGAGCAGAAAAGCAAGAUGAAUGAGGUGAAGCUUGCUGUCUUGGGUGGUGAAGGAACAGGCAAAUCUGCUCUUACAGUAAGGUUCCUCACCAAGCGAUUCAUUGGAGAAUAUGCAUCUAAUUUUGAAUCGAUCUACAAUAAACAUUUGUGUUUGGAAGGGAAGCAACUAAAUCUGGAAAUAUAUGACCCUUGCUCUGAACCACAGAAAGCAAAAUUUUCUCUCACAAGUGAACUACACUGGGCAGAUGGAUUUGUCAUUGUGUAUGAUAUCAGUGACAGGUCUUCUUUUGCUUUUGCAAAAGCACUGAUCUACAGAAUUCGGGAGCCACAAACUAGUCAUUGUAAAAGAACUGUGGAGUCAGCAGUGGUUUUGGUUGGCAACAAGCAAGAUCUCUGCCAUGUGCGAGAGGUUGGAUGGGAAGAAGGGCAAAAGCUGGCAAUGGACAACCGAUGCCAAUUCUGUGAGCUGUCUGCAGCAGAACAGUCUCUGGAAGUAGAAGUGAUGUUUAUCAAAAUUAUCAAGGAUGUCCUGACAAACUUCAAACUCAAAGAAAAAAGAAGACCCAGUGGAUCAAAAUCAAUGGUCAAAUUAAUCAAUAAUGUAUUUGGAAAGAGAAGGAAAUCAGUGUAA